GCGGGCUGCACCGCCCACCCGGAAGCGGUUGGGCCGGUUGCAGGGGGCGGUUGGCGGCGCGGGCUGUCUGUCCGUGCGUCUGUCUGUCUGGCAGGCAGGCAGGCAGGCAGGCAGGCAGGCGCGUCCCGCCGGCGGCCGCGGGGCGCAGGGCAGAGGCCCGGCCCGGCCCGGCCCGGCCGCCCCGCAGCCCGCGAUGCCCUCGGAGUGCCGGCCGCGCUGGCCACGCCGCGGGGCAUGGUGAGCCCGGGGCGGCCGCUCCCCGCGGGGACACGGCAGGCGGCCUCUCCGCUCCGCCUUAGCCUCAUCCUCCUCCUCAUCCUCCUCCUCCUCCUGCUGCUGCUGCUGCCGCGGGGCAGCGGGGCGCAGAAAGGUGAUGGAUGUGGACACACCGUUCUGGGUCCUGAAAGUGGAACUCUUGCUUCCAUAAACUACCCGCAGACCUCUCCAAAUAGCACAGUUUGUGAAUGGGAAAUUCGUGUAAAGCCUGGGCAGCGAGUUCAGCUCAAAUUUGGAGAUUUUGAUAUCGAUGACUCAGAUUCUUGUCAUUCCAGUUACUUAAGGGUUCACAAUGGGGUUGGACCCACCAGGACAGAAAUAGGAAAAUACUGUGGGUUUGGCUUUCAAAUGGAUGGUGUAAUUACUUCAAAAGGUAAUGAAAUCACAGUACAGUUCAUGAGUGGAACACACACUUCUGGACGUGGAUUUCUUGCAGCUUAUUCAACCACUGACAAAUCAGACCUAAUUACCUGUUUAGACAAUGCAAGUCACUUUUCCGAACCAGAAUUCAAUAAGUAUUGUCCAGCUGGGUGUGUGAUUCCUUUUGCUGAUAUUUCAGGCACUAUUCCCCAUGGAUACAGAGACUCGUCAUCGCUUUGUAUGGCUGGUGUUCACGCAGGCGUUGUGUCAAAUACUCUGGGUGGCCAAAUUAAUGUUGUGAUCAGCAAGGGCAUUCCGUACUACGAAGGCUCCCUGGCUAACAAUGUCACCUCAAAAGCGGGACCAUUAUCUACAAGUCUCUUCACAUUCAAGACAAGCGGUUGCUAUGGGACACUGGGGAUGGAAUCUGGGGUAAUCCCGGAUACCCAGAUCACAGCUUCAUCUGUUCUGGAGUGGUCUGACCAAACAGGACAAGUGAACAUUUGGAAACCUGAAAAUGCCAGACUAAAAAGGGUUGGUCCUUCGUGGGCUGCUUUUAUCAGCGAUGAACAUCAGUGGUUGCAGAUUGACUUGAAUAAAGAAAAGAGAAUAACAGGUAUUAUAACAACUGGAUCAACCUUAGCAGAGUACUACUAUUACGUCUCAGCCUACAGAAUUUUAUACAGUGAUGAUGCACAGAAAUGGACAGUAUACAGAGAACCUGGCAUGGAUAAAGAUAAGAUAUUUCAAGGGAACACUGAAUUGUACCAGGAAGUUCGCAAUAAUUUCAUUCCACCUAUUAUCGCACGCUUUUUUAGGAUUAACCCCUUAAAAUGGCACCAGAAAAUUGCAAUGAAAGUAGAACUGCUAGGAUGUCAGUUCAGUAUAGGCCGUGCUCCUAAAAUCACUGUGCCUCCACCACCUCAGAAUAAGAAUGAUGACAAGAAUGAUGACUUCAGUGAUGACUUCAUUCAUUCAGUGAAGACUUCAUUGCAGACAGAUAAAACAACUUUCACACCUGAAAUAAAAAACACCACAGUGACUCCAAGUGUAACCAAAGAUGUGGCAUUGGCAGCAGUUCUGGUUCCAGUGCUGGUGAUGGUCUUCACUACUCUGAUUCUUAUCUUAGUUUGUGCCUGGCAUUGGAGAAACCGCAAGAAAAAAACAGAGGGCACUUACGACCUACCUUACUGGGAUCGUGCAGGAUGGUGGAAAGGGAUGAAGCAGUUUCUCCCGACCAAAUCAGCAGAACACGAGGAAACUCCUGUACGCUACAGCAGCAGUGAAAUUAGUCACCUAAGACCGAGAGAAGUCCCAACAAUGCUGCAAACAGAGUCUGCAGAGUAUGCUCAGCCACUGGUAGGGGGAAUUGUCGGCACGCUUCAUCAGAGAUCAACCUUUAAACCAGAGGAAGGGAAAGAGGCAAGUUACGCUGAUUUGGACCCAUACAAUUCACCCAUACAAGAAGUUUACCACGCUUAUGCUGAACCACUACCAAUAACUGGACCAGAAUACGCAACUCCAAUAGUCAUGGACAUGUCCAGCCACCCCAGCACGCCUCUUGGUGUUCCUUCCAUUUCCACCUUCAAAGCUGCAGGGAAUCAAGCUCCUCCUCCACUGGUUGGAACUUACAACAAACUGUUAUCAAGGACAGACAGCACAUCAUCAGCACAGGCGCUAUAUGAUACACCAAAGGGGCAACCAGGGCCAGGUGCUGCCGCCGUCGAAUUGGUGUACCAGGUACCACAAAGUGUGGCCCACUCCACUGGGGGUAAGGAUGAACUAAGUUAGCUCACGGAUACGGUAGAAUGAUGGCUUGUUUUUAAAAGCCAGUUCCAUAAAGCUGACAGUUUCAUUUUUUAAUCGCAUUGUUUUGAUAUUGUUAGUCUUAAAUAAUAUGAUGUUGAACCAAAAGAUGUGGUUUUGGAGGUCUGGGAAAACAGUAAUUCUGUCUUUCCUUAAGCUGUAUAUAUAAUUACAGCUUGUUUCCUGCAAAACUGUGGACUUCUUUAUUACUACUGUACAAUUGUCUGUCAGACAUGAGAGAAGAACUCUUCAAGAAUUGCUUCAGUAAUUCAUAGAUGUGAAUGAUAAAUUGGGAGAAACAGUUUACACUACAAAAGCCAAUAAUUUCUUGCUAAUGGUACUAUUUCGGGGGGGGGAAGGGGCAAGCCUCAAACCCCAAAACUCCUAACUUUAAGAUGUAGAUGUAAGCAUGAUCGCUUCUAAAAUGCCUGCACAACUUUGGUCUUUAAAAACCUCCUUAACUUCAUGGCAUAAAAUAGUUUUGAUUCGCAAUUAUGUUAUUUCAGCUUUUGCUCACAGGAUUAGGAAUUCUCAGCUGCGUGUUUGUUCCUCAAGUUUCCCACUGUUCUUGUUAGCCUUCCAAAACUAGAACCUGUUUUCUGCCUCAUCUCCUUAAGCUUCCUAGGGAUCCAGUAGGCACAAAGUCAUACAGGCAAACUACAUGGCAACUGCUUUUACAAUUUUCCUACGAAAUGAAGGCUACUCUGAACAGUCUGCCUUGAAUUCAGACUUCCCUGAUGGUCAGCGUGCAAGACACAUCCAGGCGUUUGAGGUGACUGAAUUCGGAAUGAUUCUCCCUGUCCCCCUGCCCCAUCCCCAUUCCAAGUAUCUAUUGUUGUGUGUUAAGAAGGGAGUUUACACAAAGAAAGAUAUGUAUAUACUUUUGUGAGUGCGUAAGGAAGCACACAAAUAAUCUAAUGAUGCACAGUUUGAAUUAUACAUGCAUUUAGCACAUAUGGUACAUUUUAGCACAACUGAAGAACUUUGGCCUUAGGGCUUUUCUUAUGAUUGUUCGUAUUAGAAGUAUAAAAGAUUCCAAAACGUUUGCAAGCAAACCAGUACUGUUCCAAAGAGUGUCUGUUUCAGAAGCGUUUAAUUGAAUUUGUAUUCUUCACAUGUCCCAGCGUUCUCUACUAUGAAAACACUGCAGUCAGUCUUCUAUUUGAGAUAACAUAGGCUAGUUUUAGCUAGGUAAUCACAAGAUGAAAACAAUUUGGAUUUCAUAGUUGGCAUUUUUUAAUCUUAUUAGAAACAAAGCACAGCUUUUUAACCUAAGUAGUAGGAAAAAAAAAAAACCAAUAAAAAUGCUUUAUUUUUAUUGUAACAGCACUGUUGGGAGGAUGCUGAAUUGAUUUUCACCUGUGAAACCUCCUACCUAUGCAUGAGCCCAGUUUUAUGGACUUCAGUGGUUACUGUUUGUUUCUGUGAUACAACUCAAGUCAGCCUUGUUUAUUGCCCAGGGUCCUUAAACUAGGUGGAGAACAUGCAAAUCAGAACUAAAACAAUGUUCAAGAGAGCUGCUGCCAUGUCUUUAUAUGAGUACGGUAUCCUAACUUACCACUUGAAAAUUUUGCACAGGGGGUCUAUAUAACUAUAAACUCAGCAAUCCAAAAUUAUUGUGGCCUGUUCAAUAUCCAGAAUGUGUUAUUACAUACUCUGUGCCCAAUUCUACCAUUUUUUGAUUCGUCAUUCUUAUUUAUUGAGAAUGGUUGUUUGAUUUUUAUUUUUUUUUUUAAGAAUUAGGUGCCUAAGCCUAAAUGUGAAUGUAAGUAAGGGCGGUAUAUAAGACCCAGUCAUGAAAGAAAUUCCUACCUAUAGCUGUACUUUUGACAUUACUGCAACUUAUUCUGCUUGAUAAAGCUAGUCUGCAAUCUUUGUAGUUUUGCUUAAACAGGUAAGUGUUCUUACACAUCAGCAGCAACUAUGACUUCAAAACUAUCUGAAAGGGGCAGGAGGUUAUUUAUUUGCACCAAGAUGUGACAUUUAUUCCAGCCAAGUUCAGAAACCUCUGCAGUCUCAAAGUGUACCAGUUUAGGCUUAGAAAAGUUAAUCUACCAUAAAAAUAAAUGGAAGUGUUCAGUAAAAUUAACACACCUAGAUUUAAUUUUUACUGUAAGCUAGGUAUGGUAGAAGUGAGGCUGUACUGUAGGCUAAGAUGGUGUAAGAAUUAAACAGCUUUGCUGCAGCAGGUUAUUUUUUUUUAAGCUACUGUAACGCAGUUUCAUUAUCUGAGCAGUAUGAGCUGUUGAGCAGAAUGGUUGUUUUUAAGAAUUUAAGUCCCUCUUCUGAAAGAAAUUGGACCCAAGCUUUGUUCCUUGCUCUCAACUUUGGACAUGUUAGCUCCUAGGGCUAAGAUAAAUUUGAAUAUGUAAUGGUUGGGUUUAAAAUGUAUGCUGCAAGCUGUUAAAAAUUGAUUCCCCGAUGUAAGUUGCAUGAGACACUUAAGUAUUCUCCUGUGCACAAUAAAAGCAGAGGUACAUUUAAUGGGUCCCUUUCUUCUACAUGUGAAGUCACAUGGAUAUAAAACGUAUUUCAAUCUUGUUGGGCUUGAGCAUUCUCCCAGAAUGUAUGUUCUUACCUCAGCAUGUAUUGUAGUUGCUCAGUAUUUGUAUAUGUUGCUAGAACUUAGGCUGUAAAAAUAGUGAGGGUUUUUAAUAUGUAUGUUAAAAAGUAUUUUAAAUAAAUUGUACAUACGUAUUACUCAGUAUGUUUGUAUUUAA
Phalacrocorax carbo (great cormorant) is the source of this 5162-nucleotide messenger RNA. Lineage: Eukaryota; Metazoa; Chordata; Aves; Suliformes; Phalacrocoracidae. The record is from RefSeq and is a predicted model, not a curated record.